CGUUUGAAGCAUCAGGCAAAGAAAUAUGGUGAUUUGAAGGAAUUCAAAAUGCGCGAUGAUAACACCUGCCCUAAUUUAGUGAAAUCACUUCGUCCACAGCUGCUUCCGGAGAUGUAUGAGUGGUUGCUGUUGAUAAAAGUGCUAGUACUUGAGUUACCGUUAAGUGCUUCUGCGCCUGUUGAAAAGUCAUCGGAUAAUCUUACAUUCGCCGAUGAGCGUGACAAAGUCGCAAAUAGCGCUUUUUCUAUGCCGAAAAUCGUGAGUUCGGCUGACUUCUGCACUUCAUCUUUUAAUGACAAGCAGAUUGUAGCACCCAGGUUGACUCUGAAAGCCUGA
This is a messenger RNA of Gongylonema pulchrum, 336 nucleotides long. The record is from the annotation of a GenBank genome assembly. NCBI's taxonomy places the organism in Eukaryota, Metazoa, Nematoda, Chromadorea, Rhabditida, Gongylonematidae.